This is a messenger RNA of Dothidotthia symphoricarpi CBS 119687, 2450 nucleotides long. RefSeq names its product HET-domain-containing protein. The record is from RefSeq and is a predicted model, not a curated record. The transcript is spliced from 2 exons. Lineage: Eukaryota; Fungi; Ascomycota; Dothideomycetes; Pleosporales; Dothidotthiaceae. The coding region runs from base 114 to 2342 and encodes 742 amino acids.
AAUUGACUAGCUAGAUUGGCACUAGAACAUAAGUGGGUCACACGGGCUAUGCUAGGUAACAACAUUUGUACCUGCUGAAGUGCGAGUUUGGACAGACACCGAUUUCCUCAAACAUGCUUUGUUCUGUUUGCCAAACAAUCGAUAUUCGAAACGUACUUCUCUCGUCAAUAGAAUGCAAGACAAAGGUUGGAGAUGACGCCAUGGAUAUUCUUCACGAAGAGCUGCCCGACACCGCGAAAUACCACAAUGAUGUUUUUGCAGUCCAAGCCGCUGCAGAAAGCGGGUGUCAGUUAUGUAUCAUCAUCUGGGAUGAGAUUAGAAAGAAAUGGAAACAACGGCAAACACAUACCAGUGACGAGGAGUUCGCCUGCAUUUAUCGCGGGCAACUAUUCAUUGGUACUGACACUUGGCACGAGAAAGCCAUAAACGGAGGAUACUACCCUAGUUUAAUGGUUCAAGUGAUACCUUGUGUCAACGAACAUGGCAAUCGAGAAGCAAGGAAGCGAUUUAUCUGUAGCCUAGAUGUGUAUGCAAGAAGAGAUGAAGUGCCUAUCGAUAGGAAGGAUGUUCUAGCUCUAGUGACUAGAGAUAGUUUCGAGAACCCCUUAUCUACAGCCUGUCUGUCUCUCGCUGCGGAAUGGCUCAACACCUGUUGCAGCAGUCAUGCUGACUGUGCCUUGGAACACAAAAGGUCAUCAUAUCUGCCCAAACGGGUAAUAGAUGUCGGCACAGACACAAUUCGUCCUUUCUUAUACGUUCCCAGUGAGCGAAUUGUCGGCUCAUGGGUAGCAUUAAGCUACUGCUGGGGAGGCGCAUCAAGCUUCACCUUGACACAGAGCCGCUUGACCGAAUUCCAGUGUGGAUUUCCAUUGGAAGAUUUUCCGAACACCAUACGCGAUGCGAUCAUAGUAACGCGCGCACUUGGACAGCGGUAUCUUUGGGUAGAUGCACUAUGCAUUCUCCAACACGAUGAGUCGGACAUAGACCAGACUUCGAAGGUCGACUGGACCACGGAAGCUCCGAAAAUGGCACGAAUCUACCGCGAUGCUAUUGUCACAAUUGAAGCCAGAGCCUCUCCUGCCGUAACAUCCGGAAUCUUGCACAAACGAGUCGUUCCAGCUUCGGCCACAUUGCCUUGGAAGAUCCCCCAGAUUCCUCUAUUAGAUCAAGCUGAAGUUUGCCAUCAUCAAGAACUGCCUAACAUCCAGAUCCAAGUCUGCAGCGCACGAAAUCCUUGGGAUCAUAUCGUUGACAAAGAUUCUCAUUGGGAGACUCGAGGCUGGACAUUACAGGAAAACCUCCUCUCUUCGCGAACCUUGUCCUUCACUUCAACGCAGAUGAUCUGGCAAUGCAGAAGCAUGUGGACCGUAGAAUCUGGAAGUACCCGCGUCGGCACGGAGUGGGGUGGCACGUUCACGCAAUCCAGAUGGCUCGACUCACUGCGCGACUCGGCGCCGGAUGACAUGAAUCGAGCAAACGGGACGACGUUGUAUGACUGGUGGCACAUCAUUGUGCAAGUGUAUUCCAGGCGAAACCUUACUUAUAUAACAGAUAAACUCCCCGCCAUUGCAGGAUUCGCGAAACGAAUGCAUGACACCCUACCAGUGAGGGAUUGUUACUGCGCCGGUCUAUGGCGAGAGGAUCUCGUGACAGACCUCUUGUGGUUUGUCGAUCCACACGUCCGUUCUGGAUCCGACACUGAAGCCCCAUCGGUGUAUAUAGGACCGUCCUGGAGCUGGGUUAGUGUCGUCGGAUAUAUCCGCUUCAAGGCUUCAACGAAAGGGAGAAAUGCACAGGCCAUAGAGCUGGCCACUAUCAAGAAAGUGCACAUCAUUCCAGAUCACUCCGGCGACAUCUAUGGACGUAUACAGUCAGCCAGACUGGAGAUGACUGCUCCCUACUUCCGUCUACGUACUCUCCGUAAAACAGGAAAUCACGGGAACUUUCAACGAUUCAUCAACUACAUCUUUGGGCACCCGCGCUCGAGGUUUGCCUACGAAUACCGGCAACAGCAUAAACCGUAUCUUGGUCAGCACUUCGCAGUGCUGCAGCUUGUGAAGUAUCAGAGGGAUGUGCCAUUUAGAGAUGAUAGGAUGAAGCCCGCGAUAGAGCUUCUGUUCCUAGAGUCUGAUUCUAGAGGCGCGAACUUGUAUCGUCGAGUAGGACAAGUAUCCUUACGUGAGGCUGAAUCCACGGAGGACGCGAAGAAACAAGAUGGUAUUGACGGGGUAAAUAAGGAAGCUCCCGACGAUUCCUUGAGAAUAGUGGGCAUCAUCGAGCAUAGAGCGUUUCAGAAAGUUCGGGACCAGAAGUGGAAAGUGAGGACUGUUUGUAUAAUUUGAUGGAUUCCUACUUUCACGACUUCAUGGCAAAGGCAAGAUCAGAUAACGAACGUGAAGCUAUAUAUUUACCCUUUCUCACUUGAGUCUCUCCAUGUUCCUCUAUGUGAC